UCUUCUUCUACAGAAGCAACAAACAACCCAAAAUCAACAAAAUGAUGAAAAUCUUCGUUAUCCUUUCGGCUCUGGUCGCCAUCGCCUGCGCCAAGCCCUCAGCGGCGAUAUUCGCUGCAGCCCCUGCGCCCAUCGUGACCGCUACAAGCUCGCAGUACUACCAUCGCAUCAACAACGGUCUUGCCGCGUACGUUGCCGCGCCUGCCGCCUAUGUAGCCCCCGCUGCCCCCUACGUUGCCGCCCCAUACGUCGCCGCCCCAGCUGCAUACGUUGCACCAGCGGCCCGCUACGUAGCAGCGCCUGCACCCAUCGUUGCUGUUUAAACUACCUGACCAAUUGACCACGAAAUAAAACUAUGCAAGCUUGAA
Messenger RNA from Papilio polytes (common Mormon), 368 nucleotides. It is a transcript of the gene CPH23, whose product is annotated as cuticle protein 16.5, isoform B-like. The coding region runs from base 42 to 323 and encodes 93 amino acids. Lineage: Eukaryota; Metazoa; Arthropoda; Insecta; Lepidoptera; Papilionidae. The record is from RefSeq and is a predicted model, not a curated record. The transcript has 2 exons.